GGGUGUGGUAAUGAAGUCACGUGACACGGUAAGGAUAGCUGAUAUAUAGUGGUGCUCGGGUGAAUCGUAGACUGAACUCUGGAGUUAAUCAACCAAUAGGCACCACCGUGACUGCUCACUCAUGCAUUCACGCUUGCCCGUUCAGUCUUUCUGAGUGAAAGCAGCCGACUCUGCUGCAGACUACGACUUCUAAGGAACUGGAAACAACCACCAUGCAACUGAUGCAAAUGAUUGCCAGUAGUAUACAAUUUUUACUGGCAGUCUUUCUGAUCCCAGUUUCAGCAACUAUUAUUAGUGUUACCUUUGAUGGUGUGCUCUACAGGACUCAUGAUGGAGUGGCUAAGAAUUGGGUUGCUAGAAGCAAUUUUACUGACAACACUUUUAUUGAUGGGUGGGGCUACCUUGAGGUAGAAACCAAUCCAGAGUUCCCUGAUGCUGUUCAAGCAUAUGCUGCCGGCUUUGCUGAAGGAGCAGCUUCCAAUGAUAUGAUAUACAAGGCCUAUAGGAAUACUUUGGAAGGCUUGUGUGAAUGGAAGUCGCAGGAGUUUUGUGACAGGUUGCAAGAAUACCUUAAGAAGAAUAUGCAAUGGAUGAAGGCUAUGGUUCAAUUGAAGAACAAGAGUUGUCCUGUCUGGCACAAUGUUGAAUUGAUAUUAGCUCAGAUGAAUGGUGUCUCAGAUGGAUACAAUAGGACAGCCAACAUUCCCAUAGAAUCUGAUUCCAUUUUAUUGUUGAAUUUGAUGGGAGAUCUCGAAGAUCUGGAAUCAGCCCUGGAUCCAAAAAUUCAUAAUAUGAGCAUAGAAGAAUGGGUAAGUAGUGGGCACAUUACUGGAGAUGGCCACUGCUCGGCUCUUAUUAAAGUCCUUCAUGGCAAUACUGAUCUCUAUGUUUCGCACGUUACUUGGAACACGUAUCAGUCCAUGUUGAGAAUUCAGAAAAAGUACAUUUUCCCGUUCCGUCGCACCGGGUCAUCUACACCUAAAGAUAUUAAUCCAGGCCACACAGUUGCAUUUUCUUCAUAUCCUGGUAUGUUAUUCUCAGGAGAUGACUUUUAUAUACUCUCAUCUGGCCUUGUAACCUUGGAGACUACAAUUGGGAAUGGCAACCCAGCACUUUGGAAAAAUGUUACAGCAACUGGAGAGCUCCAGGAGUGGAUACGCACAAUUGUGGCUAACCGCAUAGGUGAGGAUGGAAAGAGCUGGACAAAUUUUUUCUCCAUGCAUAAUAGUGGUACUUAUAAUAACCAGUGGAUGGUGGUUGACUACAAGCUCUUCGAACCCAAGAAGUAUAUCAAACGCAAUACAUUGUGGGUAUUGGAGCAACUCCCUGGCCAUAUUGUCAGUGCAGACCAAUCACAUAUCCUGAGCAAGCAGUCUUACUGGCCCAGCUACAACGUUCCUUUCUAUCCAAGUAUUUUCAAUCUCAGUGGUGCUCCAGCCAUGGUCCAGCGAUAUGGAGAUUGGUUCACAUAUGACAAAACUCCAAGGGCUCUAAUCUUUAAACGAGAUCACACUACUGUUAAGAAUCUUCAUACAAUGAUAAGGCUUAUGCGAUACAAUGAUUUCAAGAAUGAUCCACUUUCACACUGCAACUGUAUCCCACCAUUUAGUGCAGAAAAUGCUAUUUCUGCCAGAAACGAUUUGAACCCCAAGAAUGGGACUUACCCGUUCAGUGCUCUUGGCCAUCGAUCUCAUGGAGGCACAGACAUGAAAAUGACAAAUGCGAAAAUGGCUCAGAAACUUCAUUUUCUUGCUGUCAAUGGCCCUACAUAUGAUCAACAGCCAGUCUUCCGUUGGAGUGAACAAGAUUUUGCAAAAGACACUCCACAUUAUGGUCACCCAGACACAUGGAAUUUUCCAGUGAUUGGACACAGGUGGCUGUGGUAAUGUUAUUUUGUGAAAUAAAAAUGUCUAAGAAUUAUAUUUUGAAAAGGUAUUGUACAGAACAUGAGUUUUUAAUAAUAUUCAUAAAAAAAUGCUUGCCAAAUAAAACUAAUGUUUCAAGUCUUGAUCAUAAAGGUUCUGAAUUUUUAGCUCAAUAAAAUAUUAGUUUUCACAGUAGAAUUGUUCACAUAUUAUUAAUUAUAUAGUGUACUGUAGUACCAAGGUUGUAUACGUAGCUACAGUAUAGACUCUUAUUUAACUUGAACAGGUCAGUGCACAGUGGAAGCUUGUAUAAAUUACUUCAGAUUUAUAGCAAAUAUGAACUGUUGAAAGCUUAGGAAUACUCUUGUACAUCAUAUGAGUAACCCCUUUACUCCAACUGGGACAUACAGUACAGUAAGUCCCCACUGAACGUUAAUCCUUUGAAUAAAUCCACACUAUAACGAAA
This is a messenger RNA of Homarus americanus (American lobster), 2331 nucleotides long. It is a transcript of the gene lama, whose product is annotated as putative phospholipase B-like 2. Gene Ontology annotation, biological process: phospholipid catabolic process. Gene Ontology annotation, molecular function: glycerophospholipase activity. The transcript has 10 exons. Gene Ontology annotation, cellular component: extracellular region. The record is from RefSeq and is a predicted model, not a curated record. NCBI's taxonomy places the organism in Eukaryota, Metazoa, Arthropoda, Malacostraca, Decapoda, Nephropidae. The coding region runs from base 213 to 1886 and encodes 557 amino acids.